AUGGGCGCGGCAUCGUCGCUUGACCAGCGGGGGACAUUGGCUGUCGGCGAGAAGGCGCGAGGCGGCGCCUACCGCGUUGUCAAAGUCCAGCGAGGGAGUCCUGCAGAAGAGGCUGGUCUGGAGGUUUUUUUCGACUUCAUCACUCGCAUAGACGACCUUCCUCUCACUUCCCCCAAUGAGGAGACGCUGCAGGCCUUCUUCGCGAAAGUGAAUCGAUCAACGCGCCCCGAGCCGGUCCAACUCAUCGUGUUCAACGCGCGGAUGCGCGGCUUCCGAAAUGUUACGCUGCGACCUGCAGUUCUUUCUCAUGCUCAACGUCCAGCAGCGUCUUGCGUCUUUUCGCUGGGUCUGUCCGUCUCCUUCUCGGAUGUGGGGAACGUGAUGAGUGAGGGAGUACGCGUGUUGAGCGUCGCGCCGAACUCCCCCGCCGCGCAUGCAGGCCUCGUCGAACUGGAAGACUGGAUCCUCGCCGACAGCCAGGGAGUCUUUCGAGACGUAGACGACUUGGUCGACAGCGUGGCGGCGGCGCUGAAUCGCCAUCUGCAAAUCUUUGUCUUCAACUCAUCGACGGAACGCAUUCGCGAGGUGAUGGUUGUCCCCAACAACGCCUGGGGUGGAGAAGGCAGUCUCGGGUGCAAACUCGGCAGCGGCUAUCUGCAUCGAUUGCCCUUCUCUCGCCGAGUACGAGUCACCGAGGCUGGGGCAAAAGGCGAAGAAAGCUUGGCGCCGCAGGCUCCCUCCGCCGCCGACGCGGACUCCUCAGAGCCUGCGCCUUCGGGUGCUUCGGACGCGGUCGGUUCGGUCGCGGUCGGUUCGGCAGCCGCCGCGCAGGCGCGCUCAUCUACCCAGUCGGAGUCGGUCGGACACAGUGUGUCUCCGGGGGAGGCAGUGUCGGCAGGGCGAGGGAACGCGGCGCAGAGCGAGGCGAGAGAAGAAGCCUUUCGGGUCCAGAAAGAAGAGGGGAAGCAGGCGACAGGAGACAGAGAGGACAAGGAAAUCUACAUCCUCGACAGCGACGGAGCUCCUGUUCUUCUGACACCGAGUAUCGAGUUUGAGAGCGCGUACCCUCCCUACGCACAUGCUUUGGAGGAGGAAGACGUCUGGAGCGUGGGCGCAGCGGAAGACAGCGACUUUCCUGCCUGUCCAGACGAACUCGACAGACCCAACUUUGAAUUUCAAACACGCAACUACUGUCUCUACCCAGUCACAAACUCUCCCCUCAAGGAGGCCUUGCCCCUCUGCAGCGACCGAGAAGUCCGGCAAGGAGACUCAGACAGAGGCAGUGACGGCGCCUCUCCGGCUGCAUAUGCAUCCCCAUAUUUCGCGUAUGACUUCCCGUACGCCGCGGCGAUGGCCCGCCACACGUCGGCUGUCUUUACAGGGCCUCCGAGACCGGGAGAAGUCGUCUCCAUCCCGUCUCUCCAUUGAAUUCUCGGUUUGCUUCCACUUCGCCUGUCCUGCUCUCUGUUCCCCCGCUCUCAAGAGCAGCGCAGGCGGGACUGAACAAGGAUUUUUAAACUUUCCAGCGGAUUUCUGCAGAGGUCCUGUUUUCUGCGUGCGGUGGUGGAGAGAGGCGCCGGCUGGGCGCGCUUUCUUCUCUCGCGUGACUCUGCCGUUUUCCGUCUGUGGGCAUCUCUCCGUUUUGAAUGGACUCGAAGAGCAAGAGGGAGGAGACUCGAGCGCUCGUCUCCACUUUGGAAUGUCUUCCCUCUUCAGAGAGGCGCAACUGUUGCGUCCGAGAAACGUCCACGUUCUACCUACAUAUAUAUAUAUAUAUAUACAGAGAGACACGUCGGUUUAAAUAUGUAAAUGUGCAUGCACAAAUUUGCAGGGAAGGGGAAGAGGCGGUGGUGGCUAGGCUUUGCUGUG
Toxoplasma gondii ME49 is the source of this 1869-nucleotide messenger RNA. Its product is annotated as gorasp2-prov protein. Lineage: Eukaryota; Apicomplexa; Conoidasida; Eucoccidiorida; Sarcocystidae. The transcript has 9 exons. Gene Ontology annotation, cellular component: Golgi apparatus. Gene Ontology annotation, biological process: Golgi organization. The coding region runs from base 1 to 1428 and encodes 475 amino acids. The record is from RefSeq and is a predicted model, not a curated record. Gene Ontology annotation, molecular function: protein binding.